Tetrahymena thermophila SB210 is the source of this 1098-nucleotide messenger RNA. RefSeq lists its product as hypothetical. NCBI's taxonomy places the organism in Eukaryota, Ciliophora, Oligohymenophorea, Hymenostomatida, Tetrahymenidae. The record is from RefSeq and is a predicted model, not a curated record. The transcript is spliced from 2 exons.
AUGUAAUAUCAAAUGAAAUUUAAUAUAGUAAAUAAAACAACAAAUCAAACUAUUUAAAUUAGGACAAUUUAGCUGGUUAUUUAUUCUUUCUUGCAAAUAAUAUAAUUAUCAUCAGCGGAUGACUUUUCAAUAUAUUCAAACUAUCUGAUUCCUUCAUACUAUGGAAGUCGCAAUCAGGAUUUUGCAACUUGGUGCUUCGUGAGUUAAUCAAAUUAUUCAUCAUUUUAUUGGACACAUGGUAUUGAUGUCGAUGAUUAAACUAAUCCAACUAAGAAAACAUUUUAUGUAAUUGAUGCCAGCGAGUAGACCAUAAAAUCAAUCACAGAUUAAUUUGUUGUUUCGAUAUUGGCAUCAACAUCUGGAGGUUUUAGAGAUGGAGAUAUAAGAAAUUCUUUGUUUAAUAACUCUAAGGCACUGGCUUUUUUUCGCUAAAACAAAUAUAAAGCAGCUAUAGCUCAAUACAAAUAAGUAGCAAUUCUUACAUAAAAUACAGCUGAAUGUAUGGCAGAUCCGACACCUGGUUAAUGCAUAAAUAACUCUUUUUAACUAAAUUCUACUGUUACACCACUUUACUUAGGCUAGACAUAUAAAUUACCUGAUGGCUUCGAUACAACUCAGCUUCCUGACAAGAAUUAAUAUUUAAAUGAAGUGUUAAUCAUUGCUGAUACUCAAAAUCAUUGCAUUAGAAAAAUAGAUCUAGUUACAAAAACAACACAAACAAUAGCUGGAUAGUGCACUGUUGCUGGCUUUUUAGAUGGUCCUCUAGGGACAAACUUAAUGAAUUCUCCUUCAUCUCUUGGUGUCGAUGAUUAAGGAAUAAUUUUCUUCUAUGAUGAGUUCUAUGAUCAGAUUAGAAUGAUUGAUCCAGUAACAACUUUUGUGAGCACUCUUCUUAAAGGAGCAUGUAGAGAAGACAUUACAUAUUAACCGAAAUAAAUAUUUUAAAACUUCUCAAAAAAGAGAGUAGUCUGCUAUAAAAAUUGGGUAAAUGUAAAUGCACCAGAGCCGUCAGGUCAUAAAUAUUCAGAAAAUUUAUCAUCAAUAUGUUAGCUCUAACAAAGUUUAUGUCCAACAAAUAGCUCUACAGAAGGUGGUUGA